AUUCUAUCUAUAUAAAGCGCGCUAGACAUGUCCACUGCAUUAGUUUGCCAAACGUACAUUCGACAACAAAUCUCACCAUGAACGCUUUGAUCGCUGCCACCUUCGCCAUCUUGGCUGUCUCCGCGUCCGCCGCCCCCUCAGGUCAUGGCCUCAUCUGGGGAGGCAUCAACCCACACGCUUUGAGCCCCAUUGGACCAUCUGGAAUCGUCACCGGACACGGAGCAUCUGGACCGUCCGGCGUGGUGACCGGAGCUGGUGCUGCCGGACCUUCUGGAAUAGUCACUGGUGCAGGACCCAUCGGACCCACUGGACCAGCUGGACAUGGCAUUGUAGCUGCUGCUCCUCUUAUCGCUGCCGCCCCAGUUGUGCAUGCCGCCCCAUGGGCAGCUGCUGCCUCUCUAGGCGCUAUUGGACACGGUGCGUGGGGUCUUGGUGGUCAUGGGCUUGGUUUAGGCGCUCAUGGUUGGUAAACUACUAGGGGAAGAUCUCUAAAAUAGGACUGUGUAAUAUAUGUUAGAAUUAUUGAAAAAAUAAAAAAAAAUCAUUACAA
Molecule: messenger RNA, 550 nt
Organism: Anoplophora glabripennis (Asian longhorned beetle)
Lineage: Eukaryota; Metazoa; Arthropoda; Insecta; Coleoptera; Cerambycidae
Product: spidroin-2-like
Exons: 2
Coding region: 78-470 (130 amino acids)
Source: RefSeq, a predicted model, not a curated record